UUUUUGUGCAAUGGAGUCAAAAAUCGAGCUUUUUUUGGAACUAUAAAAAAUAAAGUUGAAUAGUUGUCAGAUGUCUGACAUGCGGUGACAUUGAUUUCAGUAAUGCAGAAACGUAGAGGACUUCGUUCUCUAUGGUGCGCUGGUUCAAAUCCCGAUGACGGCGACGAAAGUGAUCCCUCACCAAGGGUUACUUAUAGACAUUCCGCAGAAAUCAACGAAAAUGAAUACAGAUUUACCGAUUACCCCGACCAAUCCAGCGACUUGUACAGUAUCUCAGACCAUCCCCGAAUUUCCGAUUCUCCUGAAAUUUGUCUGCCAAGAAGAAGUCUAAGUGAUAGCCCAAGAUUUUGCACGAGUGAUCGUCACGGUUUUUGCCAACCAGAAUGUGUCUGUGAACCGAAUUAUAAUGAUUGUGAUCAGAGGUUUUGUGAUUGUGGACUUAGUGAUGAUCACGAAAGUUCUAUUAGUGGAGCUUUGCUGGAUUGCGAGAGGAGACGGAGGCCUAGGAUACAGCCUAGGAGGAUUGCACAAAAUGCCUUACCAUUGUUACAGGUGGUGCCAUCAACGCCAACAGUGUAUUCACCGACUGAUGGAGAAAACUCGCCAAAGAACUUCGAAUUUCCAGAGGUUUCCCAAAAAGUCGAGACUUGCUCCAGUAUUAAAAAAGAACCAAAGAAGCAAAUCUCGUCAUCAUCGUCCUCCAGCGAAAACUCUCCGCCCAGUACGACCUCACCGAAAAUAACCACAGGCACCACUGACCAAGAUUUAAGUGACUCUGAUUUAACACUUAAGGACGACCCUCCAAAUUUCACAAUUGCCACUGAUAGUGACUCCCAAACAGUUACUGAAACCAAAGACGACGAAACCAUCAUUGACCAAAUUGAGUCUAAACCCCCAACUUUACCCAAAGUUUCCAGUGACGUCCAUCUCACCAGAGUUUCCGCCACAAUCAAACCUUUACCUAAGGUUACGAGUGCUGGAGACCUUCCAAAGGAUAUUAGGAUAGAUAUUGCACCCGAUGAAGGUUUGAUUUUUAACCACGAUUCAGGAAUUGAAUCUGUCGAAGUCUCACCUUGUCCGGUGACCGAAAACAGUGUGGUUUUUGCUGCAAAAUUUGAAACAGCAACGGAAAUUCACGAACCUAAAAAAUCUGUUUUGAAGACUACUAGUAGCAAUCAUAAACAAAAACUAUUGCUGCAUCCUGACAGGGCAAAAUUUGUACCAGAACAGAGUUCUAUAGAUUCCGUGGAUUCUAAUGAAGGUAAAACCAGAGUCUACACGCCUAAAAUUACUAGAAUAAUCAACAGGUGCAAAACUUCCCCUAAACAAUCACCACCAUCACCGACAUCCAGCACGACAUCAUCAGUAGUCUCCAUCAAGAAUAUAGAUAGCUUACCAAUGUCUUCGAGGUUCCACAAAAUAUCCAGAAGUCACAAUAACUUACCAAUGCCACAAUACCACGAAGAUUUAUACGUCAACACAAACCCUGACAAGUACCAUUACUACUACGAUUCAUCAGCAACCAACUACAUGUAUUACUCUUCUCCUGUGAAUUCUGUAGACAGGUACGGAACCCAAUAUUGUGCAGGUACCCAGGCAGGUCCAGGAAGUACCCAGUACUCCUUACUGGAUGCCCUGGAUUUAUCUAUAGAAGAUCCUGCAAGGAGAACAAGUUUCACAAAUGUCAGUUUGCAUAAGUUGACUUUUACCCAGAGUUUGGCUUUUCCAGCUUUAGCAAGAGGGUUGGCUUCCAAACAUGGCGGUUCUUUUGAUCGAGCAAUCAGGAGGACACAAAAUACAGAGUCGAAUUUAUCAGCUUGUAUCAAAUUGUGCACCACUUUUGUUCUGGUUUGUUUAAGUAUGCUGGUUUUUGCCUUGGUUUAUAAAUUUGUGAGAACAUAA
Ctenocephalides felis (cat flea) is the source of this 1902-nucleotide messenger RNA. RefSeq lists its product as uncharacterized. Bases 103 to 1902 code for a protein of 599 amino acids. Lineage: Eukaryota; Metazoa; Arthropoda; Insecta; Siphonaptera; Pulicidae. The transcript has 8 exons. The record is from RefSeq and is a predicted model, not a curated record.